This is a messenger RNA of Glycine soja, 1485 nucleotides long. RefSeq names its product putative GDP-L-fucose synthase 2. The record is from RefSeq and is a predicted model, not a curated record. Gene Ontology annotation, biological process: nucleotide-sugar biosynthetic process. NCBI's taxonomy places the organism in Eukaryota, Viridiplantae, Streptophyta, Magnoliopsida, Fabales, Fabaceae. The transcript has 3 exons. Gene Ontology annotation, molecular function: GDP-L-fucose synthase activity. The coding region runs from base 258 to 1238 and encodes 326 amino acids.
AACGAAAUGAAUUAUAGCAGCAUAGAGUGAGUGAGUGAGUGAGAGAAGGAGAUUCUGAUUUGAUCUCGCCUUAAUCUCUCAGAUCUGAGCUUGCCGUCGUCGGAAUCCAACUCAAUCUGGGUCGGAUUCUUAGGUAUCACCGCUCCACUAUUAGUUUAAGCCUCUCAAUAAAAGGUUUUUAUUUCGCUUCAAAUUCGAGGUUUGAUUUGAAGUUGGAAUAGCUUAACUGUUGUGUAAAACAGCCAGCACACACAAGCAUGGGAAGCCAAGACAACAACGUAGCAUUGUCAUCAAAUUCAUUUUUAGCUUACAAAUCUGCUAAGGUGUUUGUCGCUGGCCACCGAGGUCUUGUUGGCUCGGCCAUAGUUCGCAAGCUCACUCAACUUGGGUUCACUAAUCUGGUCUUGCACUCCCAUGCCGAGCUUGAUCUCACUCGACAAUCUGAUGUUGAAGCCUUCUUUGCCUCUGAAAAACCUGAAUUUGUCAUUGUAGCUGCAGCCAAAGUUGGUGGCAUCCAUGCCAACAACACCUACCCUGCCGAUUUCAUUGCCAUCAACCUCCAAAUCCAGACCAAUGUCAUUGAUUCUGCUUAUCGCAACGGUGCUAAGAAACUAUUGUUUUUGGGUUCCUCUUGUAUUUACCCCAAAUAUGCACCCCAACCGAUUCCGGAAGAUGCUUUGCUUACUGGACCGUUAGAGCCCACCAAUGAAUGGUAUGCCAUUGCCAAGAUUGCUGGGAUCAAAAUGUGCCAGGCUUACAGAAUUCAGCAUAAGUGGGAUGCAAUUUCUGGAAUGCCCACCAACUUAUAUGGACCAUACGACAAUUUUCACCCCGAGAAUUCACAUGUGUUACCUGCUCUCAUGAGGAGGUUUCAUGAGGCAAAGGUCAAUGGUGCCAAGGAGGUGGUGGUGUGGGGCACAGGAAGUCCAUUGAGGGAAUUCUUGCACGUCGACGAUUUGGCAGAUGCAGUUGUCUUCAUGAUGGAAAAGUAUAGCGGACUUGAGCAUUUGAAUGUAGGGAGUGGAAAGGAGGUUACUAUUAAGGAAUUGGCCGAGUUGAUGAAGGAAGUGGUGGGAUUUGAGGGUGAUCUUGUUUGGGAUUCUACGAAGCCAGAUGGGACUCCAAGGAAGCUGAUGGAUAGCUCCAAACUUGCAAGUCUGGGUUGGACACCAAAAGUCUCACUCAAGGAUGGGCUUGCUGAUACCUACAAAUGGUACUUGGAGAACGUCAAUCUAUGAUUCGGUUAAACAGAAUAUGUGGUGUCAAAUUCUAUAAGUACUUGUUAUUUCACAACGAAGAAUUUUUUGUUAAAAAAAAAAUUAUCCAGAGAACAGUACUUGACCAAUUUUUCUGUACCAAUUAUGUGCAAUGAAAAUUUCAGUUUUUUUUUCCGUGUUUUCUAGAGAUCAUGAGAUUAAGAACCGUUGUUAAAAACUAUGAACAGAGAGUUGUUAUUUCACAAUCAUAUUGCCUUUGUUUCAAAUA